UCCGGCAGCGGGGAAACCGAGGAGAAGCAACGAAAGGCGUCGGAAGUAAAGCUGAGAUUCUUUCUGAAACCCUCGGAUUUGCACAAUUAUCGCAUAAGGGAAGUGAACUUCGUUUAUAAACCAUUUCAACUUGUGGAUUAAACUUUAUUUAGCGUUUUUUCAAACGUGUAUCGCCCCCUUGAUGAAGUGGGAUGGCUGCAGUGCCGACUGGGCCUAGCAGCGCAUUGCCAGCAUCCCCGGCUGAAAUUAUUCCCUUCCCCGGGGAUGGGAGUUUCGAACCUGGGGAAGGGGAGCAGCUCGGCUGCGGUCGGGAGGGCUCUGUAGCCUCGGGGGCAGGACAGGAGCAGCAGGUCAGCGAGGACAAACGGGCAAGUAAGAAAAAACAGAAAAACAUGCUAUCGCAUGGUAACCCGGCUGCGCUACACCUCAAAACGCAAGCCCUGCAGGAACAGCAAAUGAACGGCUUGGUCAGUCCGUCGGAAAACCGACCCAAAAAUCCGAGACCGUCCACGGAGUACUGUGACAACAGCAGUUUUGGAGACGACCCGUGCGACAAAAACAAUAGCGACCAUUGCUGCCAACAUGAGGACCACAGUCCGUGUUCGAAAGGCAGCCACCCUCACUUGAACAACAAUAGCAUGAACGGUAUGCUGACUAUCACAAGAACUGAGGCUAUCCAAAGCCACCCUGUAACGGGAGACCGCCCCGGUGGUAACGUUAGGAAAGGGGAAUGCGACCCCAAGGAAGCCCCUCGUCCACCGAGGCAGCAGCCUCCAGACUGUGAAGGCCCCGGCGAGCCCCGGGCUGGAGUAGAGAGUGAACCCGACGCCACAUACCAGCCGCCGGUGUCAGAACUAGCGAGACUGGAUCUGAACUGCUCGCCUGGCCGAGGAGAGGAAGAGAGCCAGGGGAUUCAUUAUGUCCGCUACGAGUCCGAGUUACAGAUGCCAGGAAUCAUGAGGUUGAUCACCAAGGACUUGUCUGAGCCCUAUUCCAUUUAUACCUAUAGGUACUUCAUCCAUAACUGGCCGCAGCUCUGCUUUCUGGCCAUGGUGGAGCAGGAGUGUGUGGGGGGCAUUGUGUGUAAGCUGGACAUGCACAAGAAGAUGUUUCGUCGUGGCUACAUCGCCAUGCUGGCUGUGGACUCCAAACACCGGAGGAAAAGCAUUGGUACUAACCUAGUGAAGAAGGCCAUCUAUGCCAUGGUAGAGGGGGACUGUGAUGAGGUGGUUCUUGAGACUGAGAUCACUAACAAAUCAGCUUUGAAGCUGUAUGAGAACCUGGGUUUUGUCAGAGACAAGCGGCUCUUCAGAUAUUACCUGAACGGCGUGGACGCGCUGAGGCUCAAACUGUGGCUCCGCUAGAGAGAGGAGGAUGACAGGUGCUGCCCACUUACUGAACCAACUCCACAGCCUCAGUCACACACAUACACCCUUAUGCACACCAACGUAUAUUCCCAUACAUAUGCAUACACAUAGACACACGCACACUACUCAUACAGACAUACAGCCCUCCCUUUUCGAUCCUUGACAUCUUGGAUAAUGGCUCUUUGGUCAAGGCUGAACUAACUGAAAGGACAGACAGAAAUCCCACCAAAUGUUUUUAUGAAGAGGCCCCUGCCUUGUUAGCUGUAGGACCCUGUGAGAGGGGGGAGGGGUGUGUGAUGAUGUGGUCUCAUGACAUAUAGCCUCUGAACUUUGAC
This is a messenger RNA of Coregonus clupeaformis (lake whitefish), 1702 nucleotides long. Its product is annotated as N-alpha-acetyltransferase 30-like. The transcript has 4 exons. Gene Ontology annotation, molecular function: protein-N-terminal amino-acid acetyltransferase activity. The record is from RefSeq and is a predicted model, not a curated record. NCBI's taxonomy places the organism in Eukaryota, Metazoa, Chordata, Actinopteri, Salmoniformes, Salmonidae. The coding region runs from base 192 to 1364 and encodes 390 amino acids. Gene Ontology annotation, cellular component: NatC complex. Gene Ontology annotation, biological process: N-terminal peptidyl-methionine acetylation.